This is a messenger RNA of Jaminaea rosea, 1029 nucleotides long. RefSeq lists its product as hypothetical. The coding region runs from base 291 to 959 and encodes 222 amino acids. Lineage: Eukaryota; Fungi; Basidiomycota; Exobasidiomycetes; Microstromatales. The transcript has a single exon. The record is from RefSeq and is a predicted model, not a curated record.
GUGUGUGUGUCAAGCUGUUGUCACGAAUAUGCUCAGAAGUGGAAGACCGCGACGACAGGCGGACAGACGACGCCUUCGGAUCAUCAAGGUUUGGUCAGCCCUGGCGAGGGCGCAAGUCUAGCCCUGGAAGGGGUUCAAAUCAGACUUGUGAGUCUUGGAAGACGUGUGUGGGAGAGAAAUUACGGCAGGCGAGGGAGAGAAGCGAGAACAGGACGGAGGGGGGAACGAAGCAAUUAGAGGACCACGCAGCGGACCUCAUCUCAAGGUCCGCCCGCACUGGCCCAUGCGACAUGCGAAGCAGCCGAAUUCAACUCCGCCGAAGCUGCAACAGCCUUCGCAGCACGCAACCGUCGCAGCAUCGUCGCAGCUUCCGUAUCACUCAAGGAUGUCCGAGGGCCGAGAAAGGGUGGGAGAAAAGGGCCCGCAAGAUCGACAGGUCGUCAUGCAACGUCUUUUUGUCACCCUUUGGUGGCAUCCUUUGUGAUCGACGUUUGUCGUUGCUGCUUCCUCGUCAUGGCUCUUCUGUCUCUCUUGUCAAUCCCUUCCAGCAGCGCCUUCUCUUCCUCUGCCUCUGCCUCGGCACCACCAUCUCGCGCUCAACAUCUACGCCAUUAAAGCGCAUCAACUUCAUCUUGGCUGUCACAUUGGCAGCGCGGCGCAUCAUCGGCCAUCCUCACGCACGCACGCACCCUCAGGGACGACGCAUCUGGACGCAGCAGAGCAGAAGCAGAAGCGGCGGCAGCAGCAGCAGCAGCCGUCUUGACGAAAGCAAACACGACGCGACUGUGCAGGCGACAGGUCCCUUUGAUCCUUCAGCCCACUGUGACUCGUCUCGCCUCGUACUCGUCUGUUCUCGAGCACAAGGCCAGGAAGGAAAGCAAAGCAACGCAUCGCGUCGUUGUCGUCGUCGUCGUCAUCGUCGUCGCCGCCUUCAUCAGGGUCUCGGCCCGAAUUAUUGACAAGGCAGCGGGCAUAGAAGCGCUCGAGCUUGUGUUGCAGCGCUUUUCCCCUCUUCUUUCUUUCAAUCGU